Molecule: messenger RNA, 2171 nt
Organism: Vollenhovia emeryi
Lineage: Eukaryota; Metazoa; Arthropoda; Insecta; Hymenoptera; Formicidae
Product: chymotrypsin-1-like
Exons: 4
Coding region: 644-1522 (292 amino acids)
Biological process (GO): proteolysis
Molecular function (GO): serine-type endopeptidase activity
Source: RefSeq, a predicted model, not a curated record
UUCGGUUUUCCGGAUUCUCGAAAAAUUCUUGGAAAUUUUGACAAUGCCACCUCUUUACCGAUCAUAUUCUCCUGUUCUCCUAAUACUUUUUCGGUUUUCCGGAUUCUCGAAAAAUUCUUGGAAUUUUAGAUAGUGCCACCUCCUUGCUGAUCAUGUUCUUCUGAUACUUUCUUAGUUUUCGAGAUUCUCCGUUUUCGCGAUUUAAAGUUUGCAAUUCUUGGAAUUCCAAUUCUUGGAAAUGCUGAAAAAUUCUUGGAAUUUUAGAUAGUGCCACCUCCUUGCUGAUCAUGUUCUCCUGAUACUUUCUCAGUUUUCGGGAUACUCGAUUGGAAAUCCGAGAAUUGCAAACUGCAAAUCGCGAAAAUCGAGAAUCCCGAAAACUGAUAAAGUAUCAAGAUAACAUGAUCAGCAAGGAGGUGGCACUAUCUAAACUUCCAAGAAUUUUUCAGCAUUUCCAAGAGUUUACAAGAAAUAUACAAAGAAAUCGUAUGUGUUUUUUUUUUAAAUAAUGACAAAGAAUGAAACGAUUGAAUGUGUUUGCCGAAGUCGAGCCACAGAUAUGGAUCUGCUAUAAAAAGGGCGUGAAAAUUGUUGUUCUCCAUCCCAGUUCCGUUUCUGAUCUGGCCCGAGUUAAUUAUCGAUCAUGCUGCCAUUCAUUUUCUUGGUGGUCGGCGUUCUUGCGCAGCGUAAGUAUACAGUAAUAUUUUCUAAUUACUUUCUCCUCCAUUAUCUUUCGUCGCCGAUGAAUACGUCUUGCUCAUCCGAUCGCACACACCGCCGCUCGUUCUGCAAGGAAUGCGUAUUUAUUGUAUAUCGUCGACUUGCAGAGACGUUCGCUGAGGAACCCGAACCGAUCGUCGGUGGCCAGGAUGCCGUACCAGGCGAAUUCCCGCAUCAAGUUUCCCUGAGGUAUCAGGGCAGUCACGUUUGCGGUGGUUCCAUUAUCGGCCAGUACAAGAUCCUGACCGCUGCACAUUGCGUGGACUUCGUAAAAUCAACCAGAAGUUUAAAGAUUGCCACCGGCACCGUCCUGGUCAAUGGAGGUCAGCUCCAUGAUGUGUCGAAAAUUGUCAUUCAUCCGGAGUAUUCCGAUAGGGCCGAAGAUGCUUGGGUGAAUGACGUCGCGGUGAUCACGCUCUCGACGCCGAUUCAAUACAACCAGUUGCAAGCUCCGAUCGCUCUGGCCACCUCUCAGCCGAAAGCCGGACAGCAAUGUACCCUAUCCGGAUGGGGCCAGAUCAGUACGAAUGGACCGCUCCCGCGCACUCUUCAAAAGAUGAAUCAGUCCGUGGUGACGCUGGCUCAUUGUCAGGAACGCCACUAUGAUAUGCCCUUGACUAAUAACCAUUUGUGCGCAUACAAUCGCUAUGGAAUUGGCGCUUGUAGCGGUGACAGCGGCGGCCCGCUCAUCAGCAACGGCGUGCAGGUUGGUAUUACUUCUUGGGUUCUUCCUUGCGCCAAGGGUGAGCCUGAUGCCUACACCAGUGUCUACCACCAUCUCAACUUUAUCCGAUCAAACUAAGAAACUGCGUAAAGACUAUCUGCAAGACGUAAACGGCGUAGACCUGUCGACUCACGUCAAUUGGUAUCAACGUGCUGAAAGAAUACGCGAUGUCGCAGCGUACACAUCAACGAUACAUCGGCCACUUCUUUAAAAGAAAACAAAUACUUCAGUUAAUAUUUAUAACACUGGUAAAUAAAUAAAAAUUAUGAUUGAAUCCAUUGGAGUUGUUGAAUUCAACGAUAUUAGUGGAAUCUUUCCAGUCCUUUGGCAAAUAUAAAUGUAUAAUGCAGAUUACUAUCUAUCUUCAAAUUCCGCUUCCUUAACAUAAGCAUACGAAAAAUACCGUGAGAAAAUAAUCAGUAAUUUUUUGUCCUAAAACAGGCAACAUUAGAAAGCUACGACCUAAGUCUUUGACAGAAAUUAAGAUACAUUAGAACAAAUUUUUAUUCAAUAAGUUGCGUACGAUUUAUUGCCGUGGCAUCGAUAAAACGGAUUGAGUAUACAAUGUUACGGGUUUAUUAAUAAUGAUAUCAUAACUUGUGCUUCGCUGAUUCUGAAAUUGCGUACGUGUAAUAUGCGUAUGUAUAAGGUAUGCAGCUUAACAAGUCAUCAGCAGAUACUGACAAUGAAGAUAACACAAAGUGUUUAAUUAAGAAUUUAACAAAUU